Messenger RNA from Vanrija pseudolonga, 1194 nucleotides. RefSeq lists its product as uncharacterized. The record is from RefSeq and is a predicted model, not a curated record. The coding region runs from base 1 to 1194 and encodes 397 amino acids. NCBI's taxonomy places the organism in Eukaryota, Fungi, Basidiomycota, Tremellomycetes, Trichosporonales, Trichosporonaceae. The transcript has a single exon.
AUGGUCGCUCUGGAUGGCCUCAGUGCUGCGCUUCCAGCAGUCGCAAUCGACAUCUCGGCGUUCCCCGUAAUCGUCGAGGACAUCCUCUCCCUCGCCAUCGACGACGUCUUCCACGACCCGGGAUCUGCGCCGCUUCUCUACUCGCUCCGCCUCGUCUCCCGCGCCGUCAAAGACACAAUCGACACCAAGCUUGCGCGGCACAUCAGCCUCGACCUCGCCGUCAAGGAGAUCUGGGAUGCCGAGCACCUCGCCGAGGUGAACGCUCUGCGAGCCAAGCCCCACCUCUUACUACGGGGAGAGGAGGAGCCCGAGUUCUACCGCGACAGGCAUGGACACGAUCGGCGGACCAUUGUCGCCAUCUAUCGCGGGCCGAGGAUCCACACGAUCACAGAGAACGUGACGACGGGCCAGCCGAUCGCUUGCCGCCCGGCCCAGCGCAUCCCCGGCAUGCGGUGGGGAGAGGGCGCGACAGCUGCGGAUGUGGCCGAGUGUCUCCGCCGACUGCGCGACACGCACGUCGUGGACACGACGUCCAGCGAGCCAAACGACUACCCGCCAAUGUUCCGCGACCGUGUGCUCCUCCACGCGUUGCUCAACCACGAAACCUUCGAGCGCGCCUCGUCAGCGUGCCCGCCGCUCGGGUUGUCUACCGCCGUCUGGCAGUUUGACAUUGAGCACCGCGACCACCCGUACAACUGGCACCUCCAAGUGCUUACCUCUGCUCUGCGACAGGGGGCAAGGUCCCUCGUGGCUUGCUUCCCACCCAGCACCAACUACCUGUCAGACGUUGGGCCAACAAUCUUGAUGCCCGUCAUGGAUCACACGCUCGAGUCGGUUACCAUUCACGUCCAGGUGGCCGAGGGCUUCGUAAGCCAGCUGUCGGGUUGUGGUCAGACGUCGCUAAACGGGGUGCUCGACUGCAUUGCGGCCAGGCUCGACCUGCACUGGACACUCGUGACCCACCCCGUUCUGGACACGGUCUACCUUGGCUGGCACAGCCCAGGCAGCGGCUCGACGCCAGAGCGUAUUCGUCUGGCGAUCCGCGACCAUGUCCUCGAGGAGGAAGGCCUGCGGGAUCAUUGGGCUGAGGAGGACCGCUUGGCCGACGCGGUGCAACGGGUGCGAGUUGUCACCGCGGACGAGUACGCCCUUGAGGUGGGGUUGGAGCGGUAUCGCCUGGAGACGGAGGAGUAG